Molecule: messenger RNA, 1037 nt
Organism: Orbicella faveolata
Lineage: Eukaryota; Metazoa; Cnidaria; Anthozoa; Scleractinia; Merulinidae
Product: tyrosine kinase receptor Cad96Ca-like
Biological process (GO): multicellular organism development; cell surface receptor protein tyrosine kinase signaling pathway; positive regulation of kinase activity
Cellular component (GO): plasma membrane; signaling receptor complex
Molecular function (GO): protein binding; ATP binding; transmembrane receptor protein tyrosine kinase activity
Source: RefSeq, a predicted model, not a curated record
CUGCUUGCUGGCGGCGGUAAAUACGGCUCUCUAAGCGACUGUGUUAGCAGCAUUUGAGACAUACUGGGAGUUUACAACGGGUGAACAUGAUGAUGGAAAACUUUCUAUCGUUAAGUUUCUUUUAUUUCGUCGUGAUUAAGAUACUUCCGCACACAGAGGAAGCUGUAAGUUUCAUAAAAGAACCAGACAACCCAAGUUACGUCAAGAAGGGAAACAAUGCCACACUUGUAUGGGACUACAGUGUUACUGAUAGACAGACAGAGCUCAAGGGUAUCAUCUGGGCAGUAUACUUCAAUAAUCAGUUUAAAAAUUUGAUGACAGAGUCAAAGAAUGGUGACAGAGUAAUUUCCUCUCAAAUGCCAUCAGCUUACAUUGGACGAGUAGGUAUUGAAGGAAGAGCUACUCUGAUAAUUGAAAAUAUCACCUUUCAAGAUAGUACAACAUUCCAGUGCACUCUCCGAGUAGAGCCAGCUUCAGGUCUUCAGAGUAAGACAAGCACCAUUGAACUUAUUGUAACAGAUGCACCACGGAUUAUCAUAUCCCAAGUACAAUCAAGUUACAAUGAGGGAUCAGUGGUUAACAUCAUCUGCACAGCAUCAGGGACACCAGACCCAGAUGUACAAUGGCUCAGAAAUGGAAAAGGAAUAACUUCAGGGACGAAAAAAGUAUCUUUGCUGUUCAGUAGUAUAAACAGAACUGACGAUGGACAGUAUACUUGUAAAGCCACCAACUCAGCAGGAAAUGAUGAAAAUCAAGUGACACUGGUGGUUUACUAUGCACCACGGAUUAUCAUAUCCCAAGUACAAUCAAGUUACAAUGAGGGAUCAGUGGUUAACAUCAUCUGCACAGCAUCAGGGACACCAGACCCAGAUGUACAAUGGCUCAGAAAUGGAAAAGGAAUAACUUCAGGGACGAAAAAAGUAUCUUUGCUGUUCAGUAGUAUAAACAGAACUGACGAUGGACAGUAUACUUGUAAAGCCACCAACUCAGCAGGAAAUGAUGAAAAUCAAGAAACACUGGUGGUUUACUGUAAGUAA